CCAAUUGGAUUUUGUCACCUCACGCUACUCGUCAUCAACCACCAUUGCUAUCACGACGACGACGACGGCGCGACUCAGCUCCGUCUUGGCUCGCACAGCGCGCGGUGUAUACGUAUCCGCAUCCAUGACGCCGUCCAUCAGCGCAGCCAUGACUUCUCCAUCAGCACCAGCAUCCGACGCGGGCCCAAGCACCACUCCGCGUCCGCGUCGUCCUUCUCACUCCACGCCCCUCCCUCCUCUUCUUCCCAUCUCCUCCUUUCCCACCCCUGCACCCCCACCCCACGCCAAACCCUCCGGCUACACCUUCUACCACACCACGCUCGGCUCCCCGCGCCACAUCGUCGCACCCAUGGUGGCGGCCUCCGAGCUUCCCUGGCGCAAACUCUCGCGUAGGAUAGGCGGGGCAGACCUAUGUUACUCGCCCAUGAUCAGCUCGAGCUCCUUUGUGAACAGCCUCAGGGCAAAGGGCAAGAGCGCACAGAGGAGCGUCCUGAAUUGGUUCAACACCGCCACCCGUGAAGAGGGCCACGGUCAAGACUCGAAGCUGAUCAUCCAACUCGCAGGUAACGACCCCACCGUGCUGCUGGAGGCGGCCACGCACCUUCAGUCUCACUGCCUGGGCAUCGACCUCAAUCUAGGCUGUCCACAACAUAUAGCCAAACGCGGUCACUACGGCUCCUUUCUCCAAGAAGACUGGCCCUUAAUCCACUCGCUCAUCUCCACACUCCACACCAACCUCACCGUACCCGUAACGGCGAAGAUGCGUGUAUUCCCCAGUGUUGAGCACACGAUCGCUUAUGCGCGCAUGUUGGAGCAUGCGGGGGCGCAGAUCAUUACCGUGCAUGGGCGCACUCGCGAGCAAAAGGGACACAAGACGGGACUGGCGGAUUGGGAGAUGAUUCGAGCCGUCAAGUCUGCUGUCAGCGUGCCGGUGUUCGCGAAUGGGAAUGUACUGUACCGCGAGGACGUCGAGGCAUGCCUCUCCGCAACGGGGGCGGACGGCGUAAUGUCAGCCGAGGGCAAUCUGUACAAUCCCCUCAUCUUUGCAGGGGAACAACUCCUCUCCUCCCUCCCCACCUCCCUCCUACCCUAUCGAGACUCCGACGCCUCCCCCGAAGCAGCCUGGCGGUCCUUCCCCUACAUCCCGGCCCUCGCCCACGAGUACCUAGACGAGGUGGCAGCCUGUCGUAAACGGGUCGACCAUAGUGCCGUCAAGGGGCAUAUGUUCAAGAUUUGUAGGCCGGCCUUGGAGAGGCAUAAGGAGUUGAGGGGCGUGCUGGGGAAGGCGCAAUUGCGUUACGUCGACGCUGAGGAGCGAGAGGAGGAAGCGGGACAGGGGCAGGGGGAGGCAGUCGUGCGAGAGUAUAGGGAGGCAGUUAGCGCCCUGGAUGAGAAGUUGACGGCGGACAAACAGGACCCGCUCUACCUUCAACCACCAAAGGACUGGGGCUCCUCCUCCCUCUCCGCGUCGGUUACGGAGGAGAAGUACGUCCCGCAUUGGCUUGCUCAACCCUACUUCAGGCCGGCGUUGCCCUUGCCUGAGGAGAAGACCAAGGGAGAGAAGAAGGGGGAGGUGGAGAAAGUGGGGGUAGAUACGCGAGACGUGCAGGGGAGGGGGGAGAAGAGGGUCGUCGACCUCGAGGAGGCAAAUGGCGGAGAAGCCAACGAGAAGGGCAAUGCCGAGGACGGUCACAAGAAGGUCCGUCUCUCCGAGCCUACCACUGCCGCACAGAACCCUAUACUAGAAGUUUGAGGCUCAUACGUCCUCCCUCAUCCCGUCACCACGCCACCCUACGCAACGCACCGUACCGCGCGCGCAGCUACAGCUCUUACUCGAGGAGGCGCAGCAAUUCAAGCUCGCAGCGAAUACCGCAUUCGAAAGGGGAGACUACGAGGCGGCUAUCAGCGAGUAUAGGGACGCACUGG
Messenger RNA from Jaminaea rosea, 1926 nucleotides. Its product is annotated as Dus-domain-containing protein. The transcript is spliced from 3 exons. Gene Ontology annotation, biological process: tRNA processing. Lineage: Eukaryota; Fungi; Basidiomycota; Exobasidiomycetes; Microstromatales. Gene Ontology annotation, molecular function: tRNA dihydrouridine synthase activity; flavin adenine dinucleotide binding. The record is from RefSeq and is a predicted model, not a curated record. Bases 125 to 1753 code for a protein of 542 amino acids.